This is a messenger RNA of Lepus europaeus (European hare), 4614 nucleotides long. It is a transcript of the gene DDX17, whose product is annotated as DEAD-box helicase 17. Gene Ontology annotation, molecular function: ATP binding; RNA binding; RNA helicase activity. Bases 244 to 2202 code for a protein of 652 amino acids. Gene Ontology annotation, cellular component: ribonucleoprotein complex; nucleus; cytoplasm. The record is from RefSeq and is a predicted model, not a curated record. Lineage: Eukaryota; Metazoa; Chordata; Mammalia; Lagomorpha; Leporidae. Gene Ontology annotation, biological process: alternative mRNA splicing, via spliceosome. The transcript has 13 exons.
CCAAACCUGCCCACCGAUUUUAUAUCCCCGAUUCUCUGUGUUGUGCUCCCGUCUCCGACGAGAGAGGCGGCGACGGUGGCGUCUGCGACGGGAGACAGCGCGUCGGAGCGAGAGAGCGCCGCGCCUGCCGCCGCCCCAACAGCGGAGGCGCCGCCGCCAUCGGUCGUCACCAGACCGGAGCCGCAGGCCCUCCCGAGCCCGGCCAUCCGUGCUCCGCUCCCAGAUCUUUAUCCAUUUGGGACCAUGCGCGGUGGCGGCUUCGGGGACCGGGACCGGGAUCGUGACCGAGGAGGGUUUGGAGCAAGAGGUGGUGGUGGCCUUCCUCUGAAGAAAUUUGGUAAUCCUGGGGAGCGUUUACGUAAGAAGAAGUGGGAUUUGAGUGAGCUGCCCAAGUUUGAGAAGAAUUUUUAUGUGGAACAUCCAGAAGUAGCAAGGCUGACUCCAUAUGAGGUUGAUGAGCUACGCCGGAAGAAAGAGAUCACAGUGAGAGGGGGAGAUGUUUGUCCUAAACCUGUGUUUGCCUUCCAUCAUGCCAACUUCCCACAGUAUGUAAUGGAUGUGUUGAUGGAUCAGCACUUCACAGAACCAACACCGAUUCAGUGCCAGGGAUUUCCAUUGGCUCUUAGUGGUCGGGAUAUGGUGGGCAUUGCUCAAACCGGAUCUGGGAAGACAUUGGCGUAUUUGCUGCCUGCAAUUGUUCAUAUUAACCACCAGCCAUACUUGGAAAGGGGAGAUGGCCCAAUUUGUCUAGUUCUGGCUCCUACCAGAGAGCUUGCCCAACAAGUACAGCAGGUGGCUGACGACUAUGGCAAAUGUUCUAGAUUGAAGAGCACUUGCAUCUAUGGAGGUGCUCCUAAAGGGCCUCAGAUUCGGGACUUGGAGCGAGGUGUUGAGAUCUGCAUAGCUACUCCUGGACGCCUAAUAGAUUUCCUGGAGUCGGGAAAGACAAAUCUUCGCCGGUGCACGUACCUUGUACUGGAUGAGGCUGACAGGAUGCUUGACAUGGGCUUCGAGCCCCAGAUCCGUAAAAUUGUUGACCAAAUCAGGCCUGAUAGGCAGACUUUGAUGUGGAGUGCAACCUGGCCGAAAGAAGUCCGGCAGCUGGCGGAGGACUUCCUGCGUGAUUACACCCAGAUCAACGUGGGCAAUCUGGAGUUGAGUGCCAACCACAACAUCCUCCAGAUUGUGGAUGUCUGCAUGGAAAGCGAAAAGGACCACAAAUUGAUCCAGCUGAUGGAGGAAAUCAUGGCUGAAAAGGAAAACAAAACAAUAAUAUUUGUGGAGACAAAGAGACGCUGUGAUGACCUCACUCGGAGGAUGCGCAGAGAUGGGUGGCCAGCUAUGUGUAUCCAUGGGGACAAGAGUCAACCAGAAAGAGAUUGGGUUCUUAAUGAGUUCCGUUCUGGAAAGGCUCCCAUCCUCAUUGCCACAGAUGUAGCCUCCCGUGGGCUAGACGUGGAAGAUGUCAAGUUUGUCAUCAACUACGACUACCCAAACAGCUCAGAGGACUAUGUGCACCGCAUCGGCCGAACAGCUCGGAGCACCAACAAGGGCACUGCCUAUACCUUCUUCACCCCAGGAAACCUGAAGCAGGCCAGAGAGCUGAUCAAGGUGCUGGAAGAGGCCAAUCAGGCCAUCAAUCCCAAGCUGAUGCAGCUGGUGGACCACAGAGGAGGUGGCGGCGGAGGGGGUAAGGGAGGCCGUUCUCGGUACCGGACCACUUCCUCAGCCAACAAUCCCAACCUGAUGUAUCAGGAUGAGUGUGACCGGCGGCUUCGAGGAGUCAAGGAUGGUGGCCGGAGAGACUCUGCAAGCUAUCGAGAUCGUGCUGAAACCGAUAGAGCCGGUUAUGCUAAUGGCAGUGGCUAUGGAAGUCCAAAUUCCGCCUUUGGAGCACAAGCAGGCCAAUACACCUAUGGUCAAGGCACCUAUGGGGCAGCUGCUUAUGGCACCAGUGGCUAUACGGCCCAGGAAUACGGUGCUGGCACUUACGGAGCCAGUAGCACCACCACAACUGGGAGAAGUUCACAGAGCUCUAGCCAGCAGUUUAGUGGGAUAGGCCGGUCUGGGCAGCAGCCACAGCCACUGAUGUCACAACAGUUUGCACAGCCUCCAGGAGCUACCAAUAUGAUAGGUUACAUGGGGCAGACUGCCUACCAGUACCCUCCCCCCCCUCCACCCCCCCCUCCUUCACGUAAAUGAAACCACUCGGUGGUAGUGACUCGAGCAGGCUUAACUACAUUUAAAGGAGCACUGUCUUUCCUCUCCCCCUUCCCCUUUUUGUUCUUUCUUUUUCUUUUCCCCCAACCAUUGUGAUUUGUCUUUCAUGCAGAUUAGUUAGAGCUCACUGCCAGGUUUCUUCUGCCCACCAAAGUGAUCCAGUCUGUAAUAACAGAGUUUGUAAAAAUAUAUAUAGCCGACUGGAAGAGAUUCAUUUCCCCCAGCUUCUUGCAUGUUGAGGAUAUCGAGCAAUUUUUCAUCUUAAGAGAAAAAGUAAGGUAUUAGGCCAUUGUGUUGGAGCCCAUUUUUUGUUGUCCUAAGUUUGGGUGGGUGGGUGGGGGUGCUGAUCAAAAAGAAGACAGCGUUUGUGUUUACUGGGUUGGAAAACCUAGAGGGAUUUCCCUGCACACUUUCCGUAGUGCUGCUUCGUGGUUCUCGAAUCGGAAUGGGGUUCCUCAGGCCUGAUGAGUUUUAAGACAGAGCUUUGCCGUUGUCGUUCUGGCUGAUUGAGGACUUCGUGCAUUUCACAUUUAAAAUUCCUGAUUAGUUUUGCUCUGUUAACACUUUGCCUUCCACUCUCUUCCCCCCCUCAAUUACUGAAAAAUAACAAUAUUAGUGUCAGGUUAGAAAUCGAAUGGCUGGCUCGGAGUGUGUUUGUCUCUAUGUUGCAGAGGUUGGAUGGUAGCAUCUGAGCCUCUAGGGGGAAGCUGCCCAUUUUUCUUUGUCUUACAACCAGGGACCUCCUGUGAGAUUGGUGUUCUAGCCCAGACAGCUACUGUAGCACAUGAACAGUAAUGCUCACUGGAAAUAAUUUUAACCGGUGCACUCUGCGUUCACCUGCAGUGUGAACAGCGCCUUUGAUCAUAAACAACAUGCUGAAAAUGGGCAAAUCGUUUCAACUCAGUAUUUGUAGAGCUAGAAUAAAAGCAACUCUUUGACAGUUACUCUGCCCUUUUGGCCAAGUUAUUGUGAAUGAAGAAUCUUAAACAUAGAUGCCCUGUCUCGCACCCGUGUGCGCAGUGCUUUCUAACGGCUUCGGGAUGCAUGUCCUCAUCCUAGGCUCAGCUCCUGCCAGGUAGGUAGUGCUUGGGGCAGGCUGUAGAGGACCAGGGCUCAGUCCUUUUCCCGCACUGAAGGCCGUGAGUUCACCCCUUUGUAGCGAUCCUGGCUGCGGUGACGUCUGUCACAGGCGGACCUGGAGAGGGCUUUCCGCUCUCUGUUCACCAUUACGAGAUAGAGCGAUCAGACAGUCCCAGAACCCCCGAGUCGCCGCGGGCCGCCCCGCUAUAUGCUCGUAGUCAGUGUCGCUCAUCGAGGACCCAGCUGAGGGGGGAGAGCCCAUUGCAUUCUUUGGCCAUGGUCUGAGAGUGCGUGCUGGUUUGUAAGAACGCAAUACCUAGAUACUUGAGGGCUUUUUGUGGGGUUUUGGGGUUUUCUUUGUUUUUUGUUUUUGUUUUGUUUGUUUUGUUUUUGUUUUCCCUUUAAAAUUCUUCAAGGAGAGAGAAGGGAUGGUUCUGAGGGGUCUGGAAGUAUUCAGUGUGCAACAUCCAGGUAGGUUGUCAGCGUCAGCUGAAAUACAUGCAUGUGAGGACGUGGGCAUCCUUUUUAUUUUCCACUUUCUUCUUCCUUAACUUCUCUUUUUCUCCCCAUCCUGCAGAAGUUGAGGCCGAGGGAGGCUGGUAGGCACGGAAGCACGCGGCAGACUGCUCUGUGCGUCUCACCAGAGUGCCCCUCCCCCAGAGCGUUGCCCAAGCACUGACUUGUGGACAUGGUUCCUAAGGCCAGAAUCUGAUUGUUUUCUACUUAAGCAUAGAGGUUCCCCCACAGGGGUGCUCUACUCUUGCGGCUCUGGAAGCAUCCACUGGGGGAGGAGUCUGGGCCGGGAGGCAGUGAUUGGGCUGCUGGCUUCCCUUUUCCACCAGGGACAUGUGAUCCUAAAACCCAAGUAACCGCAGCUUCCAGAUCUCAAAAGCUCUGUGGCCUGAGCAGCGCUGAAAUCUAGCUGUAGAGUGACUCUCCUGCCUCCAUGUCCGUCCCGCACUGGCUCCGGAGCAUGGGCAGAAGAGUCCUCGCGGGAUGAUGAUGGCGUUACGGGGAAAGGGGUUUCAGUGCUGAGCUAGGGGCUGCUUCUCCCAACCCUUCCUUACAAGUCAUUGUGUGGACUUAAAUCAUCUACAAGGUUGGUGGCUUUUGCUUGGGAUCAGUGCUCUCUGUUCAUGUCUUUGCUGGUCUCUGAACACAUUCCUGUUGUGUUAAGACGUGAAGGUUCUUAGACGUGUGAUGUUCAGCCACAGGAUGCUGAGAGCUAUGUUACUAUUCUUAGUUUGUAAAUUGUCCUUUUGAUACCAUCUUGUUUUCUUUUGUAGGUAUAAAUAAAAACACUGUUGACAAUAA